This is a messenger RNA of Topomyia yanbarensis, 1222 nucleotides long. RefSeq names its product U11/U12 small nuclear ribonucleoprotein 48 kDa protein-like. The record is from RefSeq and is a predicted model, not a curated record. NCBI's taxonomy places the organism in Eukaryota, Metazoa, Arthropoda, Insecta, Diptera, Culicidae. The coding region runs from base 252 to 971 and encodes 239 amino acids. The transcript has 6 exons.
UGUGUGUAUUUACAAGACAAUAAUCUUACAUUCACAUGUUAUAACUAUAAGGCACAUAAAAUCCGAUUCUAUAACAACACGCACAUAUAACUUAUGUGUUCGCAUACAUAGUGUAUACAGUUAACACAUAGAAGUGUAGGAGCAGUGUUGCAUCGGUUGCAUUAAGCAAAAACAUUAAAUUAUUUCCUCUCAAGUUUGUUUAUAUUUUUUAAUAUUUUGUCAGAACAUAACUGCAAGUCCCAAUUUUACCAAUGUAUGCAAUGGAUGAUCGUAAAAAGACGCUGGAUAAUUUUGAAACUUUCAUUAACGAAACUGAUAAAUUCGUGAACAACAUAUUGGCAGAUUUUGGAUGGGAAAGGAACGGAUUAAUGAAACCUCCUAAUAAAAGUGUGCGCAAGCAAAUUUUCCAAAAGGACAAUGAAUCAUUUCCUCCAACAUUCCAGUCGGAUAAACAUAAAUUUUCCACCAAAUACAAUGGACAAUUUCUACCAAGAACUCCGCAAAACACUAGCAGUAUAUUACCAGAAACACGCCCGGUACCAUCAAGUCAUAGAGAUCUGCUGCUAAACUUUACUCGAGAUGAAAGACUUGCCAUGUAUCAGGACGCCAUUGCUAGCACACCAAAGCUAGAGCCUCUUCCAGAGAUCCAAAUAGUUUUCAAGAAGAAAGAUAAGGAUGCAAAAAUGACAUCACUCGCUGAUAUUGCUGUAUAUCGACGGGAUAUUCGUCGUCGAAAUCAAAAAUAUAGAGUGGCGAAGAAUCCCCUAACAUAUCAAGAGGAGAUUAGAAACCUCAUUCAAUUACAGACGGAAGCACUGACAGAGUAUCUUGGGCAACCGGCAGCUGACAUUGUGUGUAAAGAUAGUAGCAGUAAUAUUACAGUAGAGCACAAACAACAAAGAAAGCGGGCUGAGACCAAAUCACCAAGUAACAACCACAGUUCGAAACCGAAAACUGCACGGGAUAGAUAGCGGUGUUCUCAGUUUGAACAUUGAAUGGAAGUUUUAAAAUAGGUUACAGGAAAAAAAUAUAUUAGUAUCACUUACCUGUUGGAACUAUUUGUAUUUGUUUAUUUGGGUUUCAACCAUUAGAUCAUUCGCCCACUUCGAAGCCACACAUUAAAAUCCCAAAUACUAUCUUGUACAGUGAUCAAGGCUAGUGAUAUACACUACUUACUCAAAACAAUGCCGCAGAAUACAUAGUGAAAAAUAUUGCUAGUAAU